Molecule: messenger RNA, 1515 nt
Organism: Phyllotreta striolata
Lineage: Eukaryota; Metazoa; Arthropoda; Insecta; Coleoptera; Chrysomelidae
Source: the annotation of a GenBank genome assembly
AUGGAAUCAAACCCGAAAGGAAAAGUACCCGUUCCUACCGAAAAUGCGUCGUCUGGCAGUUCCAAUGAUCACAAUGAUGAAAACAGAGUUCCACCAACCACUGGCGCUAUUAAAAAGAAACGAGAAGAAAAGCGCUCUAAACGAGACCAGAGAUCUUGGGAUAACCUCAUAAAAUCAUUAAGUAAUUUACCGGAUUCAGAAAAGUUCGAUAUCAUCAAAGAAAAAUAUUCCGAUUUGUACAAUGAAUACCGCACAACAGUUACAUCGCUUAAAACCUGCGAAAAGACCAUCAAGAAUAUCCAACGCGAAAAGGAACACAUACAAGCCGAAUUGAGCAAGAAUAUCUUGUCGAGGUGCAAACUAGAAAAUCUAGCGAGAGAGCUCCAAAAGCAAAAUAAAGAAAUUAAGGAAGAAAAUUACAACAAAUUGAAAGAAGAGGAGGAAAAGCGCAGGGAGGUAGCUUCGAACUUCAGCGAAAAGCUCAACACCCUCACGCAGCUCAUGGAUGAAAAUAACGACAAAUCCAUACGUCUCAGGGACGAGAACAUCAACAUGACCACCAAGUUGACGGAACUCUACAACCAAUUCCAGGAGCGGGAAGCCCAGAUGGGCAACAUGAACAAGCAGAUGGAACUCCAGAAGAAGCUCUCCGAAAAUUUACUGAAGAAAGUCGAGUUCGAAUUCGAAGCUCAGCGCGAAAUCUGGAAAAAGGAAAGGACCUUGUUGGUGGCCAAUUUCCAGAAAAGCGAUGAGACUAAUAAAGUAUUACAAGAAAAAGUGAAGAGCAUGCAACAACAAUUAGAAUCUUAUCAAAAACAGUACACUGUAUUCGAAACAACGAUGAAAAGAAGUAAUAAGGUAUUCGAUUCUGUUAAAGAUGAAAUGACGAAGAUGCAAAAGGCUAACGCCAUAUUGGAGAGGGACAGGAACGAAUGGCACGGUCGCUGGAAAGGGAGCACCCAAAAGUGCCUCCAAUUGACUGAAAUGAACCAAACCACGUCCAACGACCUGAAGAUUACGCAGAAAAAAGUCGAAGCCUUGGAGAAAUUGUGCAGGACACUGCAAACGGAGCGAGCUUAUUAUUUGCAACAGCUCAAAGCGCAUAAUAUCACUACGGACACGCCGGUGGAAGAGGAUGCCGGUUCGAAGGAAUGCGUUGAGGGUGCUCCUGUGUCGAAUUUAAACAAUCAAUCGGACGCUCCCGGUGGAGAAUGUUCCGGCGAUUCUAGUAAAUCUGAGCUUUCGAAAGAUGAAGUGCAGGUGAGUGUUGCUCUGAGCGAACCAGAGUUGAACAUUGUUGAGAAAUUAGAGGUAGAAUGUGUACCAAGUAUAGCUUCUACCACAGCACAUGAAGUAGAUUCGGAGUGCUCUGAAACGAUUUCGAAUUCCACCUCACAUUCUAACGAUCUAGUCCAAGAGAGUAGUUCAAUAGUCCAAGAGAGUAGUCCAAUUGUUUCAGUACCCCCUACGGAUUCGGAAGCCUGUUUGCCUAACAAAGAAGAGAAGACUGAGUGA